AUGAAAAGAUCCUCCCCUUCUGAAAAUGAUCAUCACUCGUCUUCUGCCGAUUCCUCAUCUACCACCGAAAGCAAGAAGCCAAAGCUGACGGAGGCUGACAAUAAAUUAUUAAAUCUCGGAGUGGGUGCUACCAAGAGACAAGUUUCCGAAGAGCAGAAAAAGAAACUCUUUCAAGGAUUUGCUCUUUUGGGAAAGCCAUCAGCAGUAGCGAAUAAGAAAAAGAUUGCCAAUCAGGAAAGAGAAUUGGAUGUUAAAUUGAUCAAGAAUAUUCCUAUUGAUUAUACUUUGAAAACAUUUAUAACUUUCAAGUCAUCGGCGAAUUUUAUUUGGACGAAUAAUAUUAGUGGAAAUUCUAAAGUUGUGGGAUUGUCCAGUUUUGUAACUGGUAACUCUACUAGUAAUGUUGUAACGAAUACGAGAUUUUCACAAAGUUUUAGUCAGAGUCCAAUGACUCCUUCACCAAUUCAUCAAGAACCGCAAACCUCAAGUGAAUUCUUCAAAGGCCUUCUCUAUCAUAUUUAUCCUUCAUCUCUUUUACCUCACUCUAUGUAUUCCAAAAUAAGAGAAUUACCUAACUAUAACAGAGAAAAUUUGGAAAAUUUGUCAGAUGUUUAUGAGACUUUUGAUAAGAAUUUACAAAGAUUAGAUAUCGAGUUUUUAAAUGAGAGGUAUAAUUGUUGGUGUGAGGCAUUAAUUUCAGUCUAUGCCCUUACUUUUACCUCCUUCCAGAUUAUGGCCAGAAAAGUUCCUUCAUCUUUUUAA
Molecule: messenger RNA, 762 nt
Organism: Naegleria gruberi
Lineage: Eukaryota; Heterolobosea; Eutetramitea; Acrasida; Naegleriidae
Exons: 2
Coding region: 1-762 (253 amino acids)
Biological process (GO): nuclear DNA replication
Cellular component (GO): nucleus
Source: RefSeq, a predicted model, not a curated record